Chinchilla lanigera (long-tailed chinchilla) is the source of this 2182-nucleotide messenger RNA. It is a transcript of the gene Hmgb1, whose product is annotated as high mobility group box 1. Gene Ontology annotation, cellular component: nucleus. NCBI's taxonomy places the organism in Eukaryota, Metazoa, Chordata, Mammalia, Rodentia, Chinchillidae. Gene Ontology annotation, biological process: regulation of transcription by RNA polymerase II. Gene Ontology annotation, molecular function: DNA binding, bending. The record is from RefSeq and is a predicted model, not a curated record.
CGCCCCGGCGGCGCCGCCCUCCGAGCGAAGUUUCACGCAGAGGCGAUUUUGAAAGUGAUCGGGAAAACUUUACAUGCACGGUGAAAACAAGUAAACAUGGGCAAAGGAGAUCCUAAGAAGCCGAGAGGCAAAAUGUCAUCAUAUGCAUUCUUUGUGCAAACUUGCCGAGAGGAGCACAAGAAGAAGCACCCAGAUGCUUCCGUUAACUUCUCAGAGUUUUCUAAGAAGUGCUCAGAGAGGUGGAAGACCAUGUCUGCUAAAGAGAAAGGAAAAUUUGAAGACAUGGCAAAGGCGGACAAGGCUCGUUAUGAAAGAGAAAUGAAAACUUAUAUUCCUCCUAAAGGGGAGACAAAAAAGAAGUUCAAGGAUCCCAAUGCACCCAAGAGGCCUCCUUCGGCCUUCUUCUUGUUCUGUUCUGAGUAUCGCCCAAAAAUCAAAGGAGAACAUCCUGGCCUCUCCAUUGGUGAUGUUGCGAAGAAACUGGGAGAAAUGUGGAAUAAUACUGCAGCAGAUGACAAGCAGCCGUACGAGAAGAAGGCUGCCAAGCUGAAGGAAAAGUACGAAAAGGACAUCGCUGCCUACCGAGCUAAAGGAAAACCUGAUGCCGCGAAAAAGGGAGUCGUCAAGGCUGAGAAGAGCAAGAAAAAGAAGGAAGAGGAGGAGGAUGAGGAAGAUGAAGAGGAUGAGGAGGAGGAAGAAGACGAAGAGGAUGAAGAGGAAGAGGAAGAUGAUGAUGAUGAAUAAGUUGGUUCUAGCGCAGUUUUUUUUUCUUGUCUAUAAAGCAUUUAACCCCCCUGUACACAACUCACUCCUUUUGAAGAAAAAAAUUGAAAUGUAAGGCUGUGUAAGAUUUGUUUUUAAACUGUACAGUGUCUUUUUUUUGUAUAGUUAACACACUACCGAAUGUGUCUUUAGAUAGCCCUGUCCUGGUGGUAUUUUCAAUAGCCACUAACCUUGCCUGGUACAGUAUGGGGGUUGUAAAUUGGCAUGGAAAUUUAAAGCAGGUUCUUGUUGGUGCACAGCACAAAUUAGUUAUCUAUGGGGACGGUAGUUUUUCAUCUUCAGUUGUCUCUGAUGCAGCUUCUACGAAAUAAUUGUUGUUCUGUUAACUGAAUACCACUCUGUAAUUGCAAAAAAAGUUGCAGCUGUUUUGUUGACAUUCUGAAUGCUUCUAAGUAAAUACAAUUUUUUUUAUUAGUAUUGUUGUCCUUUUCAUAGGUCUGAAAUUUUUCUUGAAGGGAAGCUAGUCUUUUGCUUUUGCCCAUUUUGGAUCACGUGAAUUAUUAGUGUUUAUCUUUUCAUAUAGUUAGUGGAUGCAAAGCUUCUGUCUACACACCCUGCAUAUCGUGAUGGGGGUAAUAAAAGUCAAAUUGAGAACAUUUUCAUCCAUCAAACUUCAAAAUCUCACUCGGUUGAUAGCGAGUUUCACAUAGCCCUUAGGAAAGAGUAACCAGUUCUGUUCAUAGCAUGGGAUUAUUAGAAUCAAGCAAUCUGGAAGUCUGUCCUUGAAGGACUAAUAGAAAAAAUAUGUUCUGAUCUUUACAUGAGGACUUUUUAACUCCCAUUACCGUGUAAUGGCAGUUAUAUUGUGCAGUUCCCACAUUAGAGGAGGCCCGAGAAUGUAUUCCCAAAAGCGUGAGUUUAACAUACAAGACUCAGAUUUUUUUGUUGACAUUAUUUACCGUGAAGGCAGUGAAAGUGCUGGCUAUAUCUGCCUUUACCCGUUUAUCAAAGUACGGACUGCUCAGGAAACUUGACUCCGGUAAAAGUAUUUUUAAUUAAUUGGGUCAACUUUUAAAAUUACGCCACAAAUUAGAAAAGGUUAGAUCGUCUAUAUUGGGGUUUCCCCUUUAGACAUGAGCAAAAAAUAAGAGCGUCACAUCUUGGUAUGAAUUACCCAGUUUGAGUUUUUCUUUACAAAACUCAGAGUCACGUUUAUCUGCUUAGCAGUUUAGGGAAAAUUUGGCAGUUUUACGGGCUUUGAGAUUAUCACUCUUAAAGUGCCAGUGUUUUAAAAUAGGGUUCUUGUAAUUCUACACGCUUUUGUGAUGGAGUGCUGUUUUGUUAUAUAAUUUUGACUUGGAUUCUUUCCAUUUGCAUUUGUUUAUGUAAUUUCAGGAGGAAUACUGAACAUCUGAGUCCUGGAUGAUACUAAUAAACUAAUAAUUGCAGAGGUUUUAAA